Messenger RNA from Diplodia corticola, 1455 nucleotides. RefSeq names its product c-x8-c-x5-c-x3-h type zinc finger protein. The record is from RefSeq and is a predicted model, not a curated record. The transcript is spliced from 5 exons. Gene Ontology annotation, molecular function: metal ion binding. Bases 1 to 1455 code for a protein of 484 amino acids. Lineage: Eukaryota; Fungi; Ascomycota; Dothideomycetes; Botryosphaeriales; Botryosphaeriaceae.
AUGUCAGCCUUCAAGGCGCCAACCGACACCAUGAACGGCUACGAGUCCAUGCUCCCUGCUCUGGAGCAGAAGCUCGAGGGCUUCCGGCGCUCUGACAACGAGCGCGAUGCUCUCCUUCAGGAAAUCGUGCGCCAGUAUGAGCAGCUUAAAAUGGCCUUCAACGAAAAGUGCGGCGAUUUCGACAACGAGGUACAGGCGCGUAGAUAUUGGCAGCAGCAGUUUUCCGAGGCCAGUCGAGUCGUUGCUAUGACCCGCCAGCAAGCAGACCAUUCGCCCUUCGUUCUAGCCCUAAUAGACGGCGACGGUGCCGUCUUCACCGAGGCGCUGCUGCGCGCUGGCGCCGACGGCGGUUCAGAUGCCGCGCACAAGCUUCACAGUGAAAUAAGGAACCACAUAUUGGAUGUUUAUGAGGGCUCGGCCGGCAGCUGGGCUAUCAUGGUGCAUAUCUACGCCAACCUGGAAGGCUUAAGCAGGAAAUUAGCCUCGGUGGGCAUCAUCAAAUCGCCCCAGGAGCUGCACAUCUUUUCCCGCGCCUUUAGCUUGCACCAGCCGCUUUUCAAUUUCAUCGAUGUCGGCAGCGGCAAGGAGAGAGCCGACCACAAGAUUAAAGAAAUGAUGCGUGUGUUCAUCUCCAACAUUCAGUGCAAGCACAUUAUUUUUGGCGGAUGCCACGAUAAUGGUUAUCUUCCUAACCUCGACCCUUACAAGCACGACCCCGCCCUUGCCAACCGUAUUUCGCUGCUGGAAACAACGCCGGCGACGGCUGGUUUUAUUUCGCUUAAGUUCAAGACCGUGAACUUCACCUCUGUCUUCAGGUCCGAUGAGCUCCCAGAGUACCGUUUGCCGCCGCCGCCGCCGCCGUCGUCGCAGCCGCUUGUGCCCGUCAAGACCGUUUCUCCCGUGCAGACCGUCGCUUCUCCGCAAUCCGCAGCCUCUCCGAUUAGCAAUGGGCUCCGCAACGGAACGCCUACUACGACGUCGUCUUCGUGGGCUACGGUUGGGAAGUCGGGGAUGACGGGCAAGAGCAUCUCGAUUGCUCCCACUAAGCCAAAGGAGAGGAAGUUUGUUCUCCUCAACGCCUAUGAUCAGCGUAUCGACGAGAAGCUCGCCAAGGUCGAGCGCGGUGCUCUCGAGCGCUUCCACGCAAAGAUCGCAAAGCAGAAGAUGUGCAACGAAUUCCAUUUGAGGGGCGCCUGCACCCUAGGCCCUGCUUGCCCUUACGGCCACGGCGAGAAGCUCAGUCCGGUGGACCGUCUCGCUUUGCAGCACAAAGCCAGGAAUAUCCCGUGCACUUUCCUAGGCGAUUGCCGUGAGGUCACCUGCUAUUAUGGGCACAACUGUCCUUACGAUGAAUGCACCCGUGGUGACAACUGCUACUUCUCCGUGACCCACGACAUGGAUAGGGUGCCCCGGAUGAAGAUGUACGAAGACAACACUAUCGAAAUCCUCAAUUAA